Phialemonium atrogriseum is the source of this 1784-nucleotide messenger RNA. RefSeq lists its product as uncharacterized. The transcript has 4 exons. Bases 303 to 1565 code for a protein of 420 amino acids. NCBI's taxonomy places the organism in Eukaryota, Fungi, Ascomycota, Sordariomycetes, Cephalothecales, Cephalothecaceae. The record is from RefSeq and is a predicted model, not a curated record.
CCUACUUCCCCAGCCGAUCCGUCCCUGGGACCCCUGGGAUAGGUCGGAAGCUGCCGUGCACGGACACGACAUGAGCCGAGCCUCGACAGUCAGAGUGUCAAGGAGGCAGGGGGAGUGUCUUGUCUUGUCGUCUCGUGUGUGUCCGGUAGUUGUUGGCUUGUCGUUGCAUAAGAUCAUCUCCCGCUCCCAGACGACGCGAGAGGAUACUUAACCAUGGCCGCUAUCGUUCUUCUCGACGGCCCCCAUCUCCUCGUUGGACGACCAACUCCUCCGCCAAAUCGAGUUCUCCGAUCAGAUCAAUCAUGGAUCGAAUGCCAUUCAAGGGCGAAUUCCCAGAGCUGGACGCCGAGACGAGGGUGCCACUCCUCGUGGGCAUAUCCAUCGGCUUCCUCUGCGUUUCCACAGUCGCCGUCCUAUUGCGCCUCUACACUCGCUACAUCGUCGUCAAGUCCCCCGGAUCCGACGACGCAACGAUUGCCAUUGCACAAGUCUUGGCGAUUGGGGUUUCAAUCACUACAAUACUUCAGGCCAAAUAUGGACUGGGCCAUCAUGUAUGGCUGGUCAGCGACGAUGACAAUACCAAGCAGCUGAAGUCAUUCUUUUCAGCCAUAGUCAUAUACAACCUGGCCCAGAUCAUCACCAAGACGUCCUUCCUGCUUCAAUAUCGCCGCAUUUUCGAAGACAAGCUCACCAAACAGGCCUGUCUUGUGCUUAUCAUAGUUCUGGGUAUCUGGGGUGUCGUCCAGGAAGUACUGGUCGGUUUCGCCUGCUUCCCCGUCUCGGUAUUCAUCCCCCGCCAGCAGGGCAUCUGCAUCGAGAGCCUUACCGUCUGGUAUCUCACCUCCAUCAUGAACAUCGUCACCGACUUUAUCGUCUUCACGGUUCCCAUGCCAGCCAUUGCCGCCCUGAAUCUGCAACGCAAGCAGAAACUAUUGGUAGCCUCAGUGCUCUGUCUGGGUUUCUUCACAUGCGCCAUCUCCAUCGUCCGCAUCUUCACCCUCCGCAGCGCCAACGACUCACCCGACCCGACCUGGGACAACGUCCCGUCGGCCUAUUGGUCCAUCGUCGAGCUCAACACCGGCAUCCUGUGCGCGAGCCUGCCGCCCCUGCGGCCGCUGAUCCGCCACCUGUUCCCGGGCCUGUCCUCCUCUUCCUCAUCCUCCCAGAACCCCAACAGCCGCAACCGCCACGCCCACAGCAACAGCAAGGCCGGCGGCGGCGGAUACACCCCGCGGCGAUCCGCCGGCAGCGCCACGCUCGUCGACGGCAGCGAGAAGGGCGUCGAGGCCUACGGCCUGUCCGACGUCGAGUCCGGCGCGGAGGAGGGGUGGUCAGGCUCCGCCGGGAGGGAGGGGUACCGGGUCCGGACCGAGAUCCGGGGCGGGAGAGACGUCAUCAGGAAGACGGCGGACGACGACGGCGACGGCGACGGCGACGAUACUACGAGUUCCGGGUCGUCGUCGUCGGUGGUCGGCGCCGGGGGGAGGAAGAUUAUGGUCACGAGGGAGAUUGGGUUCGAGGAAGGGAGGGGGAGGGAAGUUGGGCGGGGCAGGGGCGAGUUUUGAUUCUUGGUUAUUCGGGUCGCGGGUUUCUUGUAAUGAUUGAGCGUCUGCUGCUUCUGGUUGAAUUGGCCAUUGAUUUCAACACACGCGUCGUGCUGUUCCUCUUUGUUGUUGUUAAGAUAUGGCAAGCUAGGAUAAAAUUUCAUGUAGGAUCAACACUAUAGAAAGAUGCACCUUUAGCUCAUCUUGCUGCCGAUUAGAUGUACCUACUGUAUCAUAUGC